This is a messenger RNA of Malaya genurostris, 2475 nucleotides long. RefSeq names its product zinc finger protein 574-like. Bases 369 to 2402 code for a protein of 677 amino acids. The record is from RefSeq and is a predicted model, not a curated record. Gene Ontology annotation, biological process: regulation of transcription by RNA polymerase II. The transcript is spliced from 4 exons. Lineage: Eukaryota; Metazoa; Arthropoda; Insecta; Diptera; Culicidae. Gene Ontology annotation, molecular function: chromatin insulator sequence binding; zinc ion binding. Gene Ontology annotation, cellular component: chromosome; nucleus.
GACACCAGAGCUACGCGCCAUUUACAGAGACAGUAUUAUAGUGAUAUUUUUUUAGUGCUUUCUUCGUGCAAUUUAGUGAAAAUUUUGAGCGCGAAAGUUGCAUUGUGUUGCUAAUUCGCUGAGCAUACUAUUUCGCUCGCACCAAAAUCAUCGGAUCGAUCACUUUCACUGGGUGUUAAAGUGGCAUUUUAAAGAAUUUAUUAUAUCCUUGAACUAUAAGUAUCGUAUGGUGAAGAACUCUCAACAAUGACCAGUGAGCCAGAUCUCGUACACUAAUGAUAAUUAUAGUGUUGUGAUGUAAGACUACUUUGAGAUCUUCCAGUGCUUUGUUGUGAUUUUGAUUUUCUUGAAGAAAAACAAUAACAGCGAUGAGUUUGGCGCUGAAUUUCGAGCGAAAGUGUCGUACCUGUGGUACCGACAUCUUGGAGCUGACUUGUGGGAUACCGAUCUUCGGAAGUGGUCUUCAGUUGGACCAGAAGAUUCUACGCUACUUGGGAUUGAAUGUAUCCCUUCACGACGACUUGCCCAAGUGUUUGUGUGCAACCUGUUUCAUCAAAGUCGAAAGCAUCGACAAGUUCGCCAUCCUGGCCAAAAAAACAGAGGAAGCAUAUCUGGGCUGGUUUAAAUGCAUUCGUGCAAACCUCGUCAAACAAUAUAGCCCUCUAUCUACCAUACAUUCAACGACUACAAAUUCAACGGCGCCUACUUCCGCUACUGCGAGCUGUUCGUCAAAGUUCGACUCCAGCAUACACAGACCUACUGGCGACAAUCAGAUCUCGUUCGGUUGCAACAGUCCACCGACAAUCGGAGAAUUGCAAACAUUGAAAUUAAUUAAACCAGAAGUUUCGAUCAUAUCUUAUAGCGAUCUCAAGCUGGGCUUGUUGAUUAAGGAUCAAGAGCUGCUGAAGUUGAUACUCAAGGCCCUUAGAUGGGCAGAACACGACCGCAAAGCCACGUUCGAUGUGCUGAUUCAGCGACUAAAGAACACUACGUUUAGAGAAAUCUUGUCCAACCGCAACUUAUUGAGCGAUAGUGAUCUAACGCAGCUCCUGAAAUCGUACAUAGGACAGGAAGCAUUCAACAAACUCACAGGAGCAACAAAUACCGAUAUCAACAGUCUAAUGAGUUCUAGAGCUGCAACGAUUCAACCUGUGAUCCAAGUCAGUUCGGAAAACUUAUCGAUCAGUACGGCGAGUACUACUUUCCAAUUGGAUGACGAACGAGUUACACGAAUGGAAGUUGGUGUUGAUCCCAGCCUAUAUCUGGAUGACGAAGAGUCACAAAACAAACUCAAACUUGAGCAGCAACGGAAAUCGGAAAGUGUAGUCACUAUUCAGUUGGUUCCGGCCAAUCUACCGAAAAAGAGCUGCAGCGAGAAGAUGAUACCGGCAAUUUUAAAGUAUGACGUUCGCAACAACGGUAAUUUCCCUUGUAAAAGUUGCCCGUCAACCUUCUCUUCCCAUUCAGAUUUACAACAACACGUUUUGACAUCUCAUUUAAAUAACUCAAAAAUGGUGCAACCUGACGAUGUCAAAGAGAAAAAAGUAAUCAAAAUAAGAGUUAAGAAAAAUAAGAUUAAAGCUGAAUGUCUAACUCCUAAGCCGCCUGAUCAAAACAUUCUAGCGUCAAUUCCAAUAUCAAUUCCACCAACAACGACCAUUACCGUCAUACCUGCCGUAACCAAGCCUGUUGAAAGUAAGCCCAUAGAAGCAACAUCCAGUGUAACGUGUAAGGAAAUACUGCCAAAGCCUUGUGAAAUUCCCAUAGCAACGACGAAAGUUACGAUUAAAGAAAAACCAGCGGGAAAAUCACAGUCUAAGGCCAGGAAAAAAUCAGAACGUAAAAUUACCAUCAAACUGGAUCAGAUUCUGUCCAAACGCACUCGAAGUCAGCGGGACUCUGGCAGAAGAUCAAAGCUUAUGGGCGCAAUUUGCAAGAAACGCCUCAAAAUGAAGGAGGACCUUAAGAUCCAAAUGAAUGAUCACAGCAAGCUCAAAGGAACGUACACCUGUGACAAGUGUGAUCGGGUGUUCAAAACGUCGAUAAACCUUUCGCGUCACCGACAGUUUCACGCAGGAGAAAGAUUUUCCUGCGACCGCUGCCGACGGGUAUAUCCUACCAGCAGUACACUCCGAACCCACAAGAUCACCCACAGUGAUGCAAGACCGCACAGAUGCACCGUUUGUGAUAAAACGUUCAAACGAAAUCAGGAUCUGAAGUUCCAUUUGAACCAACACACCGGAGCACGGCCAUACAAGUGUCCACACUGUACAAAAUCAUUUGCCAGCUCAGGCAACUGUUUCUCUCACCGGAAACGAAUGCACACUAGCGACACCAACACCGGUGUAUUAGCAGUUCCGGGUAAACCAGAAACCCGAUCAAGCAGAAGAAUUUUAAAUUGAGUUUCCCCCUGGUUCCCUGUGAUAAAUGCGAAUCUUCAUGAUAUAUAUUAAAUAGUUUUUUUUUGUGGUAAAA